Messenger RNA from Cucumis melo (muskmelon), 660 nucleotides. Its product is annotated as classical arabinogalactan protein 26. The transcript has a single exon. The record is from RefSeq and is a predicted model, not a curated record. Bases 116 to 529 code for a protein of 137 amino acids. NCBI's taxonomy places the organism in Eukaryota, Viridiplantae, Streptophyta, Magnoliopsida, Cucurbitales, Cucurbitaceae.
UUUUUCCUUCUCUUCCUUCAUCUUCUUUCUUCUUCCUCUCAAUUUCUCUACUUUUUUAGAAAUAUAAAAUCUCUCUCUCUCUCUCUCUCUCUCUCUCUCUCUCUUAUCAUUGAAAAUGGCUUCCAUUUUCUCUCUCUACAUUCCCAUUUUCAUGGCCUACACAGCUUCCUUUUUCCCUUUCGCUUUCGCUUCUUAUCCCAAUUACUUCCCUACCCACCGGUACCUCAUGACUUCUUCCAUCUCCGCCGCCCCCGAAUUUUCCCCGGCACCGGCGCCGUCGUCAGACAUUUCUCCACUCUUUCCCACUCCCGGCGACGCUACCCUUCCGCCCUCCUCCUUGCCUACCAUACCCUCCAGUCCCAGCCCUCCGAACCCUGAUUUUAUGGACGUUGCGCCGGCGCCGGAGAUGCCUCUUUCGCCGACUUGGUCCAUGCCAUUCUCUGCCGCUGCUGCUCUUAACUCCGGUGGGUGGUGUUGUUCGGUUUUUCUAGCUCUUAUGACGGCUCUCGCUGCAGAGCUCCACCGGUGACGGGUGAGCCGCCGUUGCUCGGAUUUUAGUGGACAUUGGAGUGUAGUUAUGUUUUAUUGAUUUGAGUAAUUCUCGUCUUUUACUUUUGUGUUUUCUUGUUACUAUAUAUAUAUAUACACAUAUUUAUUUAA